Messenger RNA from Hordeum vulgare subsp. vulgare (domesticated barley), 1668 nucleotides. Its product is annotated as probable serine acetyltransferase 2. Gene Ontology annotation, cellular component: cytoplasm; cytosol. The transcript has 10 exons. The record is from RefSeq and is a predicted model, not a curated record. Bases 260 to 1303 code for a protein of 347 amino acids. NCBI's taxonomy places the organism in Eukaryota, Viridiplantae, Streptophyta, Magnoliopsida, Poales, Poaceae. Gene Ontology annotation, molecular function: L-serine O-acetyltransferase activity.
CCUCCAGACGCCGCGCCGCGCCACGCCGCACCGCGCACGCCCACGCCCACGCCCUCUCACCUCACCACCACCGCCCCUUGCUGCCGGUCCCGUCUCGCCGCUCUCCCCUGCUCCCAACCGCUCUUUCCCUCCCUUUUGCCGCCCGCCCCCCGCACCGCGAACCUCAUCCCCCCCGCCCGGCUCCGGCGCCGGACCGCCGCGGCGUCGGCGCCGAAAACCUAGGCACGCCUUCCGUCGGCGCUCGGGCCCGGCCGUGCCCAUGACGUCGUGCGAGUGCCUGGUGGUCGAGAAGGUGGCGGAGGACCACGCCGGCGGCGGCGGCGAGGCGACGGCGGCCAGGGGGAGCGGCGGGUCCUGCGCGGGGGAGCGGUGGGCCGGCCGGGCCCCGCGGUCCGAGGCCAUGUUCCCCAUCUACGUCAUGGGGAGCUCGCGGGCGCGGGCCGUGCUGCUCGACCCCUCCGCCGCCGGGGACCCCAUAUGGGAGGCCGUCAAGGCCGAGGCCAGGUCCGAGGCAGAGAAGGAGCCUAUUUUAAGUAGCUUCUUAUAUGCGAGCGUAUUAUCUCACGACUGCCUCGAGCGGGCGUUGAGCUUCGUCCUUGCAAACAGGCUUGAAGAUCCAACCUUGCUUGCGACUCAGCUCAUUGACAUUUUCAAUGAUGUUAUGAUGAACGACGCAGAUAUACGCCGUUCCAUUCGCCUUGAUGCUCAGGCCUUCAAAGGGAGAGAUCCUUCCUGUGCACAAUAUAGCUGGGCACUAUUAUACCUAAAGGGUUACCAUUCCUUGCAGUCCUAUAGGAUAGCUCAUGUAUUAUGGAAUCAAGGGCGUAAGGUUCUGGCGUUGGCGCUGCAAAGCCGUAUCAGCGAGGUUUUUGCAGUGGAUAUACACCCAGCUGCCAAAAUUGGGGAAGGAAUAUUGCUGGAUCAUGGAACAGGUCUAGUCAUUGGUGAAACUGCUGUUGUUGGCAAUUGGGUUUCAUUAAUGCAGGGUGUUACGCUUGGAGGUACUGGAAAGGAACAUGGAGAUAGACACCCCAAGAUCGGUCAGGGAGCUCUUCUUGGAGCUGGUGCUACUAUCCUUGGCAACAUAACUGUAGGUGAAGGUGCCAUGAUUGCUGCUGGUUCCCUUGUUUUAAAGCAUGUACCGCCUCACAGCAUGGCGGUAGGAAAUCCUGCGAAGGUGGUUGGCUAUACAGAGAAAGAAGACCCUUCGUUAACCAUGAAGCAUGAUGCAAGGAGAGAUUAUUUUGAGCAUGUCGCCGGUAGUUUUCCAGACGGUAGAUCCAAUGGAAGCGUCGUGAAGUAAAAAACUUGGAUGGAGUGGCAACAAGGAGGAAUGAAUUUUGGACAUCCUAGAGCAUGGCGCUGGAUAUUUGGCGAGGCACGCUUGGUGCUUCCCCCCUUCUCGGCCGCCGAGGGACCUCUUUGGGAAUAUGCAGGCGGGUCGCCUAGGGUCCCCGAGAGCUUCCCAGAUGUAUUUAUCAUGUGCCCUUAAACUGAUGCAAUAAUGUGAAGAUGUUUUCUGUAAAAAACUGGAAGGAAUGGUACAGGUAUGAUCUGUAGAGAUCUCCAGCAGCAAGCCGUAGAUACCUCAGAUCAGAGCGUGUGACCUCAGCUACAACUAUGCUACACUGUUCUGGUCAUCAGCAUCAAAAGAAAAGUAGUUAUGCG